UAAGUAUGCUUUUAGAAGAUAUAUCAAAUAAUGAUAGUAGUCUUUUUGUAUCAGAUAAUAAUAAGUCAGAUGAUAGUGAAUUGGAUAACAGUGAAUUGGAUUAUGAUGAAAAUGCUAUAGAUACUAUGGAUAAUUAUGAUGAAAAUACUAUAGAUAUAAAUAACAAAGAAAUGCAAAUGUGUGAG
Racocetra persica is the source of this 185-nucleotide messenger RNA. The record is from the annotation of a GenBank genome assembly. Lineage: Eukaryota; Fungi; Glomeromycota; Glomeromycetes; Diversisporales; Gigasporaceae.